This is a messenger RNA of Euleptes europaea (tarantolino), 1036 nucleotides long. It is a transcript of the gene LPAR2, whose product is annotated as lysophosphatidic acid receptor 2. Gene Ontology annotation, molecular function: lysophosphatidic acid receptor activity. Bases 2 to 1036 code for a protein of 344 amino acids. The transcript has 2 exons. NCBI's taxonomy places the organism in Eukaryota, Metazoa, Chordata, Lepidosauria, Squamata, Sphaerodactylidae. Gene Ontology annotation, biological process: G protein-coupled receptor signaling pathway. Gene Ontology annotation, cellular component: membrane. The record is from RefSeq and is a predicted model, not a curated record.
GAUGACCCAGUGCUAUUACAACGAGUCGGUGGAGUUCUUCUACAACAAAAGCGGGAAGGAGCUGUUCCACUACUGGAGGCCCAAGGACGUCUUGGUGGUCGUUCUCGGCUUGACCGUCAGCAUCGUGGUCCUUCUCACCAACUUGCUCGUCAUCACCGCCAUUGUUAUAAACAAGCGCUUCCACUACCCGAUCUACUACCUGCUGGGGAAUCUGGCCGCCGCCGACCUCUUUGCCGGCAUCGCUUACAUGUUCCUGAUGUUCCACACAGGGCCCAGGACGGCUCAGCUCUCUCUCAAAACCUGGUUCGUCCGGCAGAGCCUCCUGGACACCAGCCUCACGGCUUCGGUGGUCAACCUCUUGGCCAUCGCAGUGGAGCGGCAUCAGACGGUGUUCACCAUGCAGCUCCACAGCACCAUGUCCAACCAGCGGGUGAUGAUUCUCAUCGGCUGCAUCUGGGUCAUGGCCCUGCUGCUGGGGCUCAUCCCUUCGUACGGCUGGCACUGCCUCUGCGAUCUGGACAACUGUUCCAAGAUGGCGCCCCUCUACAGCCGCAGCUAUUUGACCUUCUGGGCCCUCUCCAAUCUCUUCAUCUUCCUUGUCAUGGUGGUCGUCUACACGCACAUCUUCGUCUACGUGAAGAGGAAGGUGGCACGGAUGUCCAAGCAUACCAGCUUCCACCCGCGCUACAAGGAGACGAUGAUCAACCUCAUCAAGACGGUCAUCAUUAUCCUUAGUGCCUUUGUAAUCUGUUGGACCCCUGGGCAGAUCGUGCUUCUGCUGGACGGCCUGGGCUGUAAAAGCUGCAACGUGUUGGCGGUGGAGAAAUACUUCCUCUUGCUGGCCGAAAUCAAUUCGGUCAUCAACGCCAUCGUCUACUCCUACCGGGACAAUGAGAUGCGCAGCACCUUCCGGAGGAUUCUGUGCUUCGCCUGCUACAGGGCCCCAAAGUACUCGCCCGCUUCAGUCAAGUCCAGUCACGCGGAGCACAGGAUAUUACCUCAGAACGGGCAUCCAACCAUGGACUCCUCACUCUAG